AUGCUGGCUGUGGUCAUCUACGAAGUGGGAGCAGCCGGUCUGUCCUCGCAAGUAAACUGGUCACCAGCCGUCGUACACACGGCCAUCACAAAGGUAACAGAGGACGUAUCGUCAACGGACAACGCUCCCAAGCCGUACUACCACCGCGGCUUCAACCACAUGUUGGUUCUGUGGAGGUACUGGAUGACGCACGAGGAGGAUGUUUUCGCUGAACUACUCACCAACAACACAGGCACUGCUAAGUUCUGGAAGGAGUUUCCUAAGAAGUUACUGGGUAUGUCUGAGUACACUCUGCCCGCGAUAAUGAAGUUGGCGGACGACCAGGUGAUGCCUCCUGUCAACAAGGAGUGGGCUGAACAACUCACCAAGGAGUUUACUGAUGAUCUUAUUAAGUUGCUGGGCGAUGACGGAGUCCUCCUGUUCCCCAGUAGUCCACUAGUGGCCCCUUACCACUACUCCCCCAUAGUGCGCCCCUUCAACUUCGCUUACUGGGCCAUCUUCAACGCACUGCACUUCCCUGCUGCACAGGUACCUCUAGGCCUGAACAGUGACAAGGUACCAGUGGGUAUCCAAGUAGUGGCGGCGCCCCGCCAGGAGGCGCUGUGCGCGGCCGUGGCGGAGCACCUCGGGGAAGCCCUGGGGGGCGUAGUCCCACCCUGCCAGAUACUGCAGUAGACACACUGAAUACUGACACGUUACUCAAUUUAAAGUUUUACUUAACCCCUCGAGCGUCCUUAUGAGCACCCGGUGGAUCAUAAGAAAAAAUGCUCCAAAUGUCACGUGUGCAACCGUUGGAUCAUAAGGAACGCGGACGCUCGACGGGUUAAAUAUCUCUCUGUCUCUGUCAUUUUACAAGGAAUUUGUAGAGACAGAAAUAUUUUUGAGGGUGUCUUUAAAAUUAGUGGCGUUUGGAUAUUUGAACAUUAGUAUUGAGGCUUCAUUUUUACCCGACUGAAGGAUGGGUAGUGUUAUAUCAACUGAACUGAUGAUAAUAAUGUUGACUAGAUGCUUUUAUUAUGAACAAAUUGUAUUUAGUUUACGCUUUUAGUAUAAUGCUCAGGUUAACUUGCUCACUUCUAUUCGAUUUGCUCAAGUUAUUUACAAAAAAAUAGUAAUUAAAAAGCGUUAAUAAUUAUUUUAUGCAUUAGUGUCCGUCA
Spodoptera littoralis (African cotton leafworm) is the source of this 1157-nucleotide messenger RNA. The record is from the annotation of a GenBank genome assembly. Lineage: Eukaryota; Metazoa; Arthropoda; Insecta; Lepidoptera; Noctuidae.